Molecule: messenger RNA, 3696 nt
Organism: Capsicum annuum
Lineage: Eukaryota; Viridiplantae; Streptophyta; Magnoliopsida; Solanales; Solanaceae
Product: LRR receptor-like serine/threonine-protein kinase EFR
Exons: 2
Coding region: 184-3456 (1090 amino acids)
Biological process (GO): protein phosphorylation
Molecular function (GO): ATP binding; protein kinase activity; receptor serine/threonine kinase binding
Source: RefSeq, a predicted model, not a curated record
ACUGCGUGAAUUUGGCAUAAAACGGACAAUAUCUCUCCAUUUUAAGAGUAUCUUUGGGGUGGUUAAGCCCAACAACUCCUAAUGCUGUAACUUUGGCAAUCAAGGUGCUAUAUAAUGCAGUAGCUUUGGCAAUCUAUCAAACAAAUCAAGUUCCCAAAUCCCUUCAAAGAACAUAAUAACAACAUGGAGAAGCACAUUUUCUUAUUGAUACUUCUCUUCCUAAUUCAAUAUUACUCUUUUUGUAUAUCACUUGCUUCCUCAAAUGAAACAAACCAGCAAGCUCUAUUAGAAUUCCAAAAUCUCAUUACAAGUCCUGGUCAUUUUUUGGCCUAUAAUUGGACCAAGAACACUUCUUUUUGCUCUUGGUUUGGGGUCACCUGCAGUCCAAAAAGGCAAAGGGUUGUUGCUUUGGCUCUUCCGAAUUUGCAACUUCAAGGCACAAUUUCGCCAUCUUUGGCCAAUUUGUCCUUUCUCAGAGUGCUCAAUCUCGAGAACAACAGCUUCCAUGGGAGCAUCCCGCAUGGCAUUGGCCACUUGCUUCGCUUGCGAGUGAUUGAUAUUCAAAACAAUAAGCUCCAAGGAAGUAUUCCAACAAGUCUAUUUCAACACCAGAGAGUUCAAAUCAUUUCAUUGGCCUUCAAUGAACUCAAUGGUGAAAUGUGGAAAGGUCCAUGGGAUGUACAGGAACUUAGAGUCUUAAAUCUCGGGAACAAUAGCCUCACAGGUACAAUCCCUCCAAAUGCCACGAAGUUGAUGGUCUUCAAUUUGUCUGGGAAUAGAAUCAACGGCAACAUUCCAAAGGAGAUCGGUAAUUUGAGCCAACUUGUGAAGUUCUACAUGUACGAUAAUCAGUUAACAGGUUCUAUUCCUGUAACAUUGUUUAAUAUCUCAUCGCUAUGUGUCGUAAGUCUGGUAUUUAAUAGCCUUUCUGGUCCUCUCUUGCUUGAUGAAGGGAAUAUUGUAUCAAAUCUGAAGUAUCUAGGUAUAUCUUUCAACCAAAUUUCUGGUUUCAUUCCUUCUAACAUAUGCCAACUCGCAGAGCUCAAAAUGUUGUCCAUAUCUUAUAACAAUAUAACCGGAGAUAUACCAAGAAAUAUUGGUUGUCUAGCCAAGCUCGAGGAGAUCUAUAUUGGAUCUAAUGCAAUUAGUGGGACUAUUCCUACUUCAUUGGGCAAUAUUUCCACUCUGAAAUACCUGAAUUGUUAUAGCAAUCGCAUAGGAGGGCAAAUUCCUCUGGAACUAGGAAAACUAUCAAAUUUGUGGGAAUUAACCUUUCAAGAGAAUUAUAAACUUAUUGGUGAAACUCCAGAGGCUAUUUUCAAUAUAUCUUCUUUGGAAAUCAUUGCUUUCAAUUUCAACAACCUCUCGGGGAGAAUUCCAAGAACUACAGGUCUUCAAGAUCUUCCAAACCUCCAAGCACUUCAAUUGGGGCACAUUCAGCUUGAAGGGGAAAUUCCAUUGUUCAUAACAAAUGCUUCCAAGCUUGAGAUACUGGAACUGGAAUGGAACUUUCUCACAGGAACUAUUCCUACAAAUUUUGGAAAUCUUCAUGAGCUGCAAAUACUGUUCCUACAUAAUAAUCAACUUACCAAUGAACCAAGAGAGCAUGAGUUGCGGUUUUUCAAUUCUUUGGUGGAAUGUAGGAUGUUGCGAUAUCUAGAAGUGGGUUUCAAUCCGUUGAAUGGCGUUUUGCCCAAGUCUAUUGGGAAUCUUUCAUCUACUAUUGAAAAACUUUAUAUAGAAGGUGCACAUAUCAAUGGCGGCAUCGCCACUGGUAUAGGCAACAUGAGCGGUUUUACAACCCUAGCCUUAGGAGAAAACAACUUGGCAGGAAGUAUUCCUUCUGAUGUUGGUAUGCUUAAACAACUCCAAGGUCUGUAUCUACUUGACAAUAAAUUGCAGGGACAUAUUCCAGAGGCGCUAUGCCAUUUAUCUAAUUUGGUUCAUAUAAUGAUGUCUGGUAAUGAGCUCACUGGAGUUAUCCCAGAAUGUAAAGGAAAUCUAAGCAUGCUACAACUGCUUUAUUUGGAUUCCAAUAAAUUUUCAUCAAAAUUUCCCUCAAGUCUUCGUAAAAUGAGAGGUCUUCUCUUUCUAAAUUUGUCACAAAAUUCUCUAGAGGGAGAAGUUCCAUCAGAUAUUGGAGAACUGAAGGUCAUUGUAGAACUAGAUCUUUCAGGUAAUAAGUUUUCAGGAACAAUACCAAGCAAAUUGGGGGACCUCCAAAGCUUGAAGUCUCUUGGCAUGUCGAACAAUUCAUUUUCAGGCUCAAUUCCAUUAUCCUUUUCCAACUUGAUAAGCUUGGAAUUCUUGGAUAUGUCUUUAAAUGCAUUGGCAGGUACUAUUCCUAAGUCUUUGGAUAAACUCUCAUACCUUAAAAGCAUUAAUGUUUCAUCUAAUGACUUAGAAGGUGAAAUACCCAAUGGUGGGGUGUUUGCAAAUUCCAAUCUGCAAUCAUUUCUUGUGAACAAAAGGCUAUGUGGAAUGAACAUAUCGGAGGUUCCUGAUUGUGCUAUCAUGAAUCCUGGAAAACAAUCAAAGUCUAAGAAGCCCGUGCUUAAGAUUGUCAUUCCAGUGGUUACUUCAUUUCUGAUAUUCUUGUUGGUGUCAGCUUGGAUAUUGAAACGAAAGAAAAAAGGAAAGUCCGAAGAUGUAGAAAAGGUACUAGAUAUUAGGACUCAUCAAUUGAUUUCUUAUCGUGAGAUUCAACCUGCAACAAAUAAUUUCGAUGGAUCAAAUCUAACUGCUGUGGGAACAUCUGGCUCGGUGUACAAAGGUACAUUAUCUGGUGGAAGUUUAGUGGCCAUAAAAGUUCUGGAUUUGGAAAAUGAGCAAGUAUGCAAGAGGUUUGAUACCGAAUGCAAAGUGAUGAGAAAUGUUAGACACAGAAAUCUUGUCCCUGUGAUUACUACUUGUUCGAGUGACUAUAUAAGAGCCUUCGUUCUAAAAUAUAUGUGCAAUGGGAGUCUUGAGAAUUGGUUGUACAGAGAAGAUUGCCACUUGAACCUUCUACAAAGAGUCAUUGUAAUGCUUGAUGCAGCUAUUGCAAUUGAAUAUCUACAUCAUGGUAAUGACACUCCGAUAGUUCAUCGCGACCUGAAGCCAGCAAACGUUCUUUUGGAUGAAGAUAUGGUGGCUCAUGUUGGUGAUUUUGGUAUCUCUAAAAUUUUAGCCGUAAACAAGUCCAUGGCACAUACCGAGACAUUGGGCACUCUUGGAUAUAUUGCACCAGGGACUAUGAUGGACGUUGUGGAUAUCAAUCUUUCUACUGAAGAACAAAUAACUUCCAAAAGUGAAAUCUGCAUAGCUUCCAUGGUCGAAUUGGCUUUUAGAUUGCACAAUGGAAAUUCCAGAAUCAAGGAUAACGAUGAAAGAUGUAGUCAAGAGGUUCAACAAAAUCAAGAACACAUUUCUGGAAACUUUGUAGUUAGCAUCUCUCUCGAUGGUGCUCUUUCUUAGCUGCAUUUUAAUAUGAUUCUUUUUUGCUUAGUAAAGUCGUCGUGAAGUGAUGUAAUUCAGAGUGUUGCAUUUCCCUCAUUUUGUGGUUUCAUAUCUUAGUGAUAUCAGAGUGUUCUUUCACUUUCUUUAUUUGUGGCUUUGUUUUGAAUGCUUGAAUAAACCAGAAUUGUAUUAAGAAAUAAGUACUUAUGAAAGUGUAUAGCUGCACUAUUGUACUUCCUGUUUGCAAGCUUGGAAAAA